Messenger RNA from Cannabis sativa, 957 nucleotides. RefSeq lists its product as uncharacterized. Bases 1 to 957 code for a protein of 318 amino acids. The transcript has 6 exons. Gene Ontology annotation, molecular function: protein binding. The record is from RefSeq and is a predicted model, not a curated record. NCBI's taxonomy places the organism in Eukaryota, Viridiplantae, Streptophyta, Magnoliopsida, Rosales, Cannabaceae.
AUGACUACUCUUAAUAAUGUUUCCAUUGAUCUAAGAUCAAAAAAGAAAAAGAAAAGAUCAUUGUCAUCAUCCUUUUUUGGCGAUGAUGAUGAUGAGCAGGAACAGGAAUUGUCUCCAACCUUUCAUCGAAGAGAUGUUGUUCCCAGUCACUUUUUACUCAAAAUAGACUCAUUUCACUCUCUUUCAAAAUCCUCAGCAUUAGCUUCCUACAGUUCAGAGUUUGAAAGUGGAGGCUACAAAUGGCAACUAACUAUUUUCCCCAAUGGGGACAUUUAUAAUGGUGGGGAAGAUCAUCUCUCUGUUUCAUUGGAACUCCUAAACUCAAAUUCUCUCCCUCUUGGCUGGGAAGUACAUGCUAUUUUUACAUUUUUCCUGUUUGAUCAGAUUCGGGACCAGUAUGUAUCAACUUCUCAAGGUAAUGCAAGAGUAAUGAGGUUCCACUCAAUGAGGACAAAAUGGGUUAUUCCUAAGUACAUUGAGCUUAAGACCUUCAACGAUGACUCCAAUGGAUACCUUGUGAAUGAGAGUUGUGCUUUUGGUGCAGAGGUUUUUGUGGUCAAAAACACAUUCAAAGGAGAGUGCUUAUCAAUGAUUGUCGACCCAAUUGAGACCAUUCAUACUUGGAAGUUUGUUGCUAUUUCAACAAAGAAUCAAGAACGGUAUGAGUCUGAUCCAUUUGUUGGUGGAGCCUACAAAUGGAGGAUUUUGGUUUAUCCUAAUGGGUUAGCAGAAGGCAAAGGAACACACAUUUCAUUAUUUUUGCAAUUGGAGAUUUCAAGUCUUCCACCAGACACAAAACUCUUUGUUCGUUACGUUUUGCGUUUGAAUAACCAAACUAAUUAUACUAAUCGAAAUAAUUUCGAGACAAAAGGUGAUAGACCAGGAACUGUUUCUCAUCAUCCAGUAACGAAUGGGGUUUUCGACAAUUCAUGUCACUGGCAAAGUUUGAACACUUAG